This is a messenger RNA of Candida albicans SC5314, 1638 nucleotides long. RefSeq names its product phosphate transporter (gene PHO84). The record is from RefSeq and is a predicted model, not a curated record. Gene Ontology annotation, cellular component: membrane. Bases 1 to 1638 code for a protein of 545 amino acids. Lineage: Eukaryota; Fungi; Ascomycota; Pichiomycetes; Serinales; Debaryomycetaceae. The transcript has a single exon. Gene Ontology annotation, biological process: phosphate ion transport; transmembrane transport. Gene Ontology annotation, molecular function: phosphate transmembrane transporter activity.
AUGAAGUAUCCCAAGGUGGKKGGUAAAACCGCUUUCAAAGAUUAUUUGGGUAAAUUUGCCGAUGUCGAAGACCCUUUAGAAAGAAGAAGAUUGGCUUUAGAAGAAAUUGAUAAAGCUGGUUUCGGAUGGACUCAAGUUAAAAUGAUUUUGAUUGCUGGUGUAGGGUUCAUGACUGAUUCUUAUGAUAUCUUUGCCAUUAAUUUGUCAAUGAAUAUGUUACAAUACGUUUACUGGAAUGGUACUAUUCCAGAUUCUACUACUACUUUGAUUAAGGUUUCUACUUCUGUUGGUACUGUUAUUGGACAAAUCAGUUUUGGUUCUAUUGCCGAUAAAGUCGGUCGUAAAAAGAUUUAUGGUUUGGAAUUGAUUAUCAUGAUUUUUGCUACCCUUUUCCAAUGUACUUUGGGUACCUCCCCUGCUAUUAACUUUGUGGCCAUUUUCUCAACUAUAAGAAUUUUAAUGGGUAUUGGUAUUGGUGGUGAUUAUCCAUUAUCUUCUAUUAUCUCAUCAGAAUUCUCUACUACCAAAUGGAGAGGUGCUAUUAUGGCUGCUGUCUUCUCCAAUCAAGGUCUUGGUCAAGUGUUUGCCGGUAUUGUUGCCAUGAUUUGUGUUGCCGGUUACAAAGAUGACUUGAUCAUUGCCAACAAAGGAUCUGAAUGUGUUGGUAGAUGUAGAAAAGCUGCCGAUCAAAUGUGGAGAAUCAUUGUUGGUUUCGGUUGUGUUCCAGGUUGUAUUGCCUUAUACUAUAGAUUGACUAUUGCUGAAUCUCCAAGAUAUGCCCUUGAUGUCGACGAACACGAUGAUCUUGAAAAAGUUGCUGACGCUGAAGCUGCCAUUGAUGUCCAUGCUCAAGAAAUUGCUCCACCAAAGGCUUCUUUCAAAGAUUUCUGUUCUCAUUUCGGUCAAUGGAGAUAUGGUAAGAUCUUGUUGGGUACUGCUGGUUCUUGGUUCAUGUUGGAUGUUGCCUACUAUGGUUUAGGUUUGAACACUACUACCAUCUUACAAACUAUCGGUUACGCUGGUCAAAGUAACGUUUACGAAAAAUUAUACAAUUCUGCUGCUGGUAACUUGAUUUUAGUUUGUGCUGGUUCUUUACCAGGUUAUUGGGUGUCUGCCGCCACUAUCGAUACCGUGGGUAGAAAACCAAUUCAAAUGGGUGGUUUCAUCUUGUUGACUAUUAUCUUAUGUAUCAUGGGUUUCGGUUACCACAAGAUUGGUAAUCAUGGUUUGUUGGGUUUGUUCGUCAUUGCCCAAUUUUUUCAAAAUUUUGGUCCAAACACCACUACUUUUAUUGUCCCAGGUGAAUGUUUCCCAACUAGAUACAGAUCUACUGCUCAUGGUUUAUCUGCUGCCGCUGGUAAAGUCGGUGCCAUUAUUGCUCAAACUUGUAUUGGUACUUUGGUUAACCACGGUUGUUCUAAAGAAAACAAGAAUUGUUUCUUACCUCACGUCUUGGAAAUCUUUGCCUUGUUCAUGUUGCUUGGUAUUGGUUUGACUUUCUUGAUUCCAGAAACUGCUAGAAGAACUUUAGAAGAAAUUUCUGAAACUUGUCAUGGUGAAGUUGAUACUACUAAAUUGGGUAGAGAUAGAUUUGCCACACAAGAAGAACCAUAUGACUCUGAAGAAGUCAAAAACUAA